GUGUCUCCUCGAUUUGGAGUUUUCAAGGUAAAUUGUAGCAGGGUAAGGUUAAGGGAGCAUAAAACCUUUGGGCUAGGGAUUGUGGUUAGAGAUUGCAAUGGUGUGUUUAUGGCAGGACUAGCAAGGAAAAUAGAGCUUCAUACUGAAAAUCAAGAGAUGGAGGCAACAACAAUGAAGGAAGUAAUCAAGAUUGUCUUAAGCUAG
Messenger RNA from Ilex paraguariensis (yerba mate), 204 nucleotides. The record is from the annotation of a GenBank genome assembly. NCBI's taxonomy places the organism in Eukaryota, Viridiplantae, Streptophyta, Magnoliopsida, Aquifoliales, Aquifoliaceae.